AUGGUAUAUGAAAAUCGUUUCAAACCAAGAAUAUAUUUAUCUCAAAGCCCUUCGAAAUGUUCUAUAGUACUAAAUAAUGUGUUUAAAACACAUAAUGAUCGAAAUAUAUUCAAUGGAGUGAAUUUAAUUGCACACAGUGGUACAAUAUGUKCUCUACUUGGUGAAAUAAAUAGCGGUAAAUCUAUGCUGCUUUCUUGUUUAGUUGGUGGAGAUAAAGUAGACAAAGGUCAUAUAUGGGUUCUUGGAGGUAAACCAAGAACAAAAAGUAGUAAAACCUUAACUAAAUACACUGGUUAUAUGCCUCAGUGGAGAAUAAGCUAUUACAAAGACAUUUUUACUCUACCCCCAAUUAAUUCCACUAUUAAAAAAUUAAGUUUCAGUGAAAAACGAAUGAUAUCAUUUAUAAUAGCAGUAUUCCACAGACCUCGAUUAGUGGUAUUAGACGAGCCUACUGUUGGACUUGACAUUUUAAAAAAAAAUCAAAUUUGGAAAUACUUACGUCACAUGAUUACUACAUGGAAACCAACAGUAGUUGUAGCCACCAAUAAUAUUGAGGAAGCAUUUUUAGCAACUAAGAUAGCGUACCUGAAAAAUGGAAAAAUCAUAUUUGAAAGAGAAGUAGAGGAAUUACGUCGAACAAAUCCAAAUAAGUCUAUAGAUUUAAUCAUAGAAAACCUUUAUACCAGUUUAAUAUCUAAUAAUUUUGAUGUACACAACAUAUUAUAUUACCUUCUUAAACAUAGAUAA
Molecule: messenger RNA, 747 nt
Organism: Diuraphis noxia (Russian wheat aphid)
Lineage: Eukaryota; Metazoa; Arthropoda; Insecta; Hemiptera; Aphididae
Product: ABC transporter G family member 23-like
Cellular component (GO): membrane
Molecular function (GO): ATP hydrolysis activity; ATP binding; ABC-type transporter activity
Source: RefSeq, a predicted model, not a curated record